Messenger RNA from Aspergillus melleus, 801 nucleotides. Its product is annotated as 2-deoxyribose-5-phosphate aldolase. The transcript has a single exon. Bases 1 to 801 code for a protein of 266 amino acids. NCBI's taxonomy places the organism in Eukaryota, Fungi, Ascomycota, Eurotiomycetes, Eurotiales, Aspergillaceae. The record is from RefSeq and is a predicted model, not a curated record. Gene Ontology annotation, cellular component: cytoplasm. Gene Ontology annotation, biological process: deoxyribonucleotide catabolic process; carbohydrate catabolic process. Gene Ontology annotation, molecular function: deoxyribose-phosphate aldolase activity.
AUGUCUGAUAUCCCAAGGAGCAACGAAGAAUGGGCGGCCCAGAUCUCGACGAUCAAGGACCAACUUCCGGAGACGUUUUCCGUGCAUCAGACCCCGGUGCCUUCGGCCAUUAGCCAGACGAUUGAUCACACUCAAUUGGCCCUGGCCGCGACCGAGCAGCAAAUCGACCAGCUAUGCGACGAAGCGUCGAAGUACCGAUUUGCGACGGUUUGCGUACGUUUAAACUACGUCGCCCGGGCUGUCCAGAGACUCCAGGCGUCGCCCGACGUGGGUGUGGCUUGCGUGGUGGGUUUCCACGAGGGCAUGUACGAGACAUCAGAAAAGGAGCAGGAGGCGCGAGAGGCAGUGAAGCAGGGAGCCUCGGAGCUAGAUAUGGUGUUGAAGUACCCGCUCUUGAAGGAAGGGAAAUACACAGAGGUCUACGAGGAUAUUCUGGGGGUGCGCAAGGCGGCGCCCUUGCCCACAAAGCUGAAAGUCAUCUUGGAAACGGCCCAACUCACGCGCGACGAGAUCAUUGCGGGGUCAUUCCUGGCGUGUACGGCCGGCGCGGACUUCAUCAAGACCAGCACCGGGUUCAACGGAGCCGGGGCCAAUGUUGACAACGUGGCACUCAUGCGGGCAAUUGCGGACUUGGUGGGCAAGGGAUGCAAGGUGAAGGCUAGUGGAGGGGUGCGGUCGACCGAGGACAGCGUCCGGAUGCUGAAGGCAGGCGCCGAGCGCAUUGGUAGCAGUUCGGGGGUGAAGAUCAUGCAGGAGUUGGGCGGGGAGACGGUGUCGGGCGCAGCAACGGAAGGGUAUUAA